Sporothrix brasiliensis 5110 is the source of this 2748-nucleotide messenger RNA. RefSeq lists its product as uncharacterized. The transcript is spliced from 2 exons. The coding region runs from base 1 to 2748 and encodes 915 amino acids. Gene Ontology annotation, cellular component: nucleus. The record is from RefSeq and is a predicted model, not a curated record. Gene Ontology annotation, biological process: positive regulation of transcription by RNA polymerase II. Lineage: Eukaryota; Fungi; Ascomycota; Sordariomycetes; Ophiostomatales; Ophiostomataceae. Gene Ontology annotation, molecular function: zinc ion binding; transcription cis-regulatory region binding; DNA-binding transcription factor activity, RNA polymerase II-specific.
AUGACAUCUCGCAACCCCCGCAGCUCGGCCGGCUGCUGGACGUGCCGGCUGCGGCGCAAAAAGUGCGACGAGGCGCGACCAGUGUGUGAGGGCUGCGCGGCGCUGGAGAUUGAGUGUCUGUACAGCGAAGCGCGGCCGAGCUGGAUGGACAAUGGGCCGCGGCAGCGGGCGAUGGCGGACCGCCUGAAGCUGGCGGUCAAGGACCGGGCGGCGUGGCGGCGGGAGAAGCGGUUCUUGCGGGACAUUGAGACGGGCGCGGCGGCGAUCCGGCUGCGCGAGGCAGACGACGACGUGGCAGGCGGUGCCAGCGGACGAGGAGGGGGCGCCGCACACAUGUUUUCGGUGGCCUCUUUCGCGACGCCCGUAGCCCGUCCUGCGUCGCCGCCCGCGACGGCCUCGACGGCCUCGCCAUCCGACAGCAGCGGCGCCGAACAUGCGCCGACGGCAGCCGCGGCAACGACGGCGACCACCGCCCCGUCGUCGUCCCAGAUGCCGCCAAAUGGCACGUCUUCGGACGGCACGUCUGUGGACUGGACGACGCCCGCCUCGCUCGAACCGCCCAACCUCGACCGGGAGCGCGAGCUCAAUCUCAUGAUGCUGUACCUCGACUUCGUCUUUCCCUUUCUGUACCCCUUCUGCCGGCCCACCAUGCUCGGCAGCGGCCGCGGCUGGCUUCUGGUGCUGCUGAUGAAGAACAAGGCCGUCUUCCACUCGGCGCUGAGUCUGUCGUCGUACUUCUUGGCUGUCGUGGCCAACACGACGCAUGCACUCUCUCUGCUGUCCACGCCCGAACCCAUGUCCACGCCCACGCCCACGCCCACGCCCACACCCACACCCCCGACGUCGGGCGGCGGCAUCGACCUCGUCGAUCAUGCCAGCAACGCAUCCGGCGACCACGGCUCGUGUCUCAUGGCCAUGGCCUCGGAGCUGCACAAGCAGCAGGAACUGUCCCUGCGGGAGCUGCAGCGCACCAUUGCUGCCGUCUCCGGCGCGCCGCCGACCGCAGGCAUCGGCAGCGAGAGCCACCUGGCCGAGAGCGCGCGGGCCCUCGAGAGCAUCCUGCAGCUGCUGUCCUUUGAGGGCGUGCUGCAGCGCUUCGACCGGUGGCACGUCCACCUGGACGCGGCGGUGACGCUGUUUGAGCAGAUUAUGCAGCAGUACGGAGGAAGCCCCGAGGGCGCGGGCGCCUCGUCCACGUCGUCCACUUCGUCUCCCACAGGCUGGCCUGGUAUCAUAGCCCGGCUGUCCCCCUUCUCAGCGAACUUGGCUGCGCAGACAAUGUCUCUCCCGGUGCCCUACGGCUCCGACCAGGCCGCCCUCACAUUCUAUGCCUCUGUCCUCCUGUAUAUGGACAUUGUCACGAGCACCGUCACCGAGACGGCGCCGCGGCUGCAACAGCACCAUGCCUCGCUGCUCGGCAGCUGCGAAGAGGGCAGCGCCGACGCUCGGUGUGGUAAUUAUGACGUAUUUAAGCUGUUCGACUCCACCAAGAACUCCCAGCUGGCCGCCCACGAGGUCGUCGGCAUCCGGAACUGGGUGCUGUUGGCGCUGGCGAAAGCGGCUGAGCUGGCCGCCUGGAAGAAGGAGGCGGCCGCGGCGCGCCGGCUGACCGUGGCCGAACUGCUGGGCCGGGCGGCGCCCAUUGAGCGAAAGGUACGGGCCAGCCUGGCCUUGCUCGAAAAGAAAUUAAAAAAGCAGGGGGACCCCACGUCCACGUCCAUGUCCACCACCCCAACAGCCGGCCAGGCCGGCGAGCCCAUCUUGCCCUCGGGCUUCUACUCGCGCUACAUUGCCGCCGCCGAGGCACAGCUCGAAGAGGCCCUGUCGGCGCGCCAGGAGGCGUGCCGCGACCGCGAAAACGACCCCCACCACCACUACAGCCACGGCCGCCAAGACGACCCGUCGCUGCCGCCCCAUUCGACCCAUUCGACCCAUUCGGCCCAUGCGCACUACCGCGACAGCGCCGCCGUCCUGAGCGUCGACACCGCCACCUACAUUUGGGGCCUGGCCGUCCUCACGUACCUGAAAGUCGUCGUCAACGGCUGGCAGCCCGCCGCCGACGACGUCCGCCAGUGCGCCGACGCCCUGCUGCGCGAGCUGGCCGCCCUGCCCUCCGCCUCGUGCCUCCGCCUCUUUGCCUGGCCCCUGUGCGUCGCGGGCUGUCUGGCGGCGUGCCCGCAGCAGCGCGCCCUCUACCCGGGCAUGGUCAGCGAGAUUUGCAGCGGCGAGCUGUACGGCACCGUCAACGAGGCGCUGCGCAUCAUGCGGGCCGUGUGGGCGGCACAGGACCUGCAGGCGCUGGGCGGCCGCAGCGGCGAGGCCCGCGUGCACGUGGAGUGGGACUUUGCGCGCCGUUUGCUGUCAACUCCCGCCUAUACAAACGUCUCCGGCGACGGCCCCGGCACGUCCAUCUCGGCCGACCGGCCCGUCCGCGACGAGAACGGCGACAGCGACGAAAACGUGGCCAAUGCGGGCAGUGCCGUCGUCUGGAGUUUGGGCGGGGCGCGCCGGCUCUUGAUCGUGCCGACGCCCCGCAGCAGGCCCAAGUCCCACCAGCCCUCGAUCCGUUCCAACAAGGUCUUGCGAUGCGAGUUGCUGCUGGCAGACGCAGACAGCGUCCCAUGGUCUGGGGCGGCCGGCUGCCUCGGCUGUGGCGGCGGCAGAAUGGGCGAGAUGGGCGAGAUGGGCGACAGCGAGGCCGGCGAGACCAGGGCGGUCGCCUGCUGCCGCCGGACGGGCGACCGUUGA